This is a messenger RNA of Anguilla anguilla (European eel), 1246 nucleotides long. RefSeq names its product zinc finger DHHC-type palmitoyltransferase 7 (gene zdhhc7). Bases 265 to 1188 code for a protein of 307 amino acids. The record is from RefSeq and is a predicted model, not a curated record. Gene Ontology annotation, biological process: peptidyl-L-cysteine S-palmitoylation; protein targeting to membrane. The transcript has 8 exons. Gene Ontology annotation, cellular component: endoplasmic reticulum; Golgi apparatus. Gene Ontology annotation, molecular function: protein-cysteine S-palmitoyltransferase activity. NCBI's taxonomy places the organism in Eukaryota, Metazoa, Chordata, Actinopteri, Anguilliformes, Anguillidae.
CGAUGCAUUCCGGGCAGAGCCGAAGUAAACCCCGGAAGUAUUUUUUCACGUAUUGUGUGUCGUGCGAGUCAGGUCUACAAUGGGGGGGUUAUUACAAUGAGGCAAAUAAAACCUUAUUAAUGGUAUUGCAAGAAGUGGUAAUUAAACGGCGAGUAGGACCAGAAAUAUACGGCGCCGGGCUCUGGAUGCUGUUGUGUCGCCUCCCUGACGCAGGCCCCUGGAGCAGGCAGCAUGUCACUGUGAGGCCAGGAAUCUGAGGGAAGAAUGCAGUCUUCAGGCCACCGGCUGCGCGAUGUUGAGCAGCACCACCCGCUGCUGGGUGGGGAGGAGGAGUCUGAGGCGGGGGCGGGCCCCGGGGGGGAGGGCGAGCGGGUGUGGUUCAUCCAGGACGGCUGCGGCAUGGUGUGCGCCUUCAUGACCUGGUUCCUGGUGCUGUACGCCGACUUCGUGGUCACCUUCGUCAUGCUGCUGCCGUCCAAGAACUUCUGGUACGCGCUGGCCAACGGGGUGGCCUUCAACUGCCUGGCCGUGCUGGCUCUGACGUCACACCUGCGCACCAUGCUGACCGACCCGGGGGCGGUGCCCAAGGGCAAUGCCACCAAGGAGUACAUGGACAGCUUGCAGCUGAAGCCCGGGGAGGUCAUCUACAAGUGUCCCAAGUGCUGCAGCAUCAAGCCGGAGAGAGCCCACCACUGCAGUAUUUGUAAGAGAUGCAUCCGGAAGAUGGAUCACCACUGCCCCUGGGUCAAUAACUGCGUGGGAGAGAACAACCAGAGGUUCUUUGUGCUCUUCACUAUGUAUAUAGCCCUGAUUUCUACCCAUGCCCUUGUCCUGAGUGGGUUCCAGUUUUUCACCUGUGUCAAAGUCCAGUGGAGUGAGUGCAGCGACUUCUCCCCGCCGGUCGCCGUCAUGCUCAUGAUCUUCCUGUGCCUGGAGGCGCUCCUCUUCCUCACCUUCACCGCCGUCAUGUUCGGCACCCAGAUCCACUCCAUCUGCAACGACGAGACGGAGAUCGAGCGGCUGAAGAACGAGAAGCCCACCUGGGAGCGGCGCGUGCGCUGGGAGGGGAUGAAGACGGUGUUCGGCGGCCAGCCGUCCCUGCUGUGGAUCAACCCCUUCGCCGGACUGCGUCUGCGGCGCCUUCUGAUAACACGGUCGCGCAAGGGCGGGCCCGAGUUCUCCGUCUGAGGACGUCCCACCCCCACCCCACCCCUCACCCCCCGCGGAGCGGCGCCCCCCCCCCCCC